UGACUGCCUAGGCUGCUUAUGGUUUAACUCCAUCUACAUGCCUAAAAUCGAUCAGGUUGAUGCAAUAUUGAUAUGAACAGGAUGGAGCAAUGUUGUGCUGCUCACAUUGUUCAGCAUUGUUAUCAACUUUGAACAAUAUUGUUACAUCCGAUUCAGUUUCAACAAUGUUGUUCAAUGUUGUUGACAAGUGUGAACAAUAAUGGCAGCACAACAUUGUUGCAUGCUGAUAAACUGCAGGCUCAGAGUUCUUAGCUGUGUAAAACUAGAUGAUUUUAUGGCUCAGUUCCAGGCAAUUGAUUAUCAAGCCAUAUGGGUGAUAUGUCUCAAAGCAUACAUUAAAAAAGCAAAUCAUUUCAACAAUGUUUCUUUGAUAGAUAUAUAGUUAUUUGAUAUAUUCAGCAGAUAUCUAAUUCUCAGUAUUAGAUAACUACUUCUGAGUGAAACCACCUGUUUCUAACAUGAGAUUUCAUUACCAAUAUGUCUUCAACAAAAGCAAGAUCACCAAGUGAUCCCACACCAUCUACAUCACACGAUGGUUAUGGUGGAGGUUAUCCAUCACAUUUUCAAACUUUACCUGCGAGAGUGCCCCGCGAUCUUCGUGCAGCAGAACCAUUUCCCUCAAUUGGUGCACCAGCACUUUUAGGCAUGGACGUCAGCCACACUGGGUGGGUCAGGAAGGAAGGUUAUGGAUACCGAAGUUGGAAGAGUAGAUUCAUGGUGCUUCAUCACGGUUGUAUUUACUACUUCAAAGAAACUGAUUCAAAUGGACCAAAAGGCAAAUUCUCCUUAAAUGGAUACAGAUGUCUGCUUGCCCCGGACCGAGAAAAAAGGGAUCGCUAUCCUUAUGUGUUUAAACUGGUCCCUGAUGAUGAAGAACACAGGACUUAUUACAUCUCAUCGCCAUCAAAAUCUGAAAUGGAGGGUUGGAUGAAAAGCAUUGAUGCUGAUAUUCAGCUGUACUGCCCAAGCGAGUACGAUUACGUCGACACGACAAAUCUUGGAGACAAAUCGGCAACAUGUCCUACAGUCCCAAAAAAUAUUCCAGUAGUAAAUAGAAGAGGGACAGAAACCUGUCCUACACCUCCGGACAAGAUCACCUUUCCACGCUCCCUUCCAACCAGCAAUAUUGGAAAGCCUGUGCCAUUGUUACCCCCGAAACCUCGUCCAAUACCAUCCCAUGAAAAUGACGAAGAUGGAAUUUACGAUGAUGAAAAGGAUCCGCACUAUGAACCAGUCGACAAUAGCUGCUUCUCGUCUGAAGGAAAUUACGUCGCAGUAUUGCCAAACGAAAUUGAUCUUGGAAACAGAGCACCAGAUGCCUACAACGGGAGACCAUUGCCGCCCAUUCGUCCCAAGCCUCCACCGCGACCACCAGAAUUCAACGAAUCUUCCGAAUCUGAAGACGAAGACUCGGAGGAAGAGCUAUAUUUAGACUUAAUAAAGGCAAACAAGAAAAAACACGCAAACAGAAAUGGAUUGAGUCCGUCAAGUCCUGAAAGAGAGCGCCCAAUCCCCUCUCCGCGUAAACCAAGUAUAGAUGAGAUCGAUGGAGUUGAUGUGACGUAUGUGAGCUGCAUUGACGUGGGAAAUGCGGCAGCGAAAACAAACAUACCGAAACCUUUACCAAAACCUCCGCCGAAGACGGUUCCCAAGCCUCCUCCGCGCACCGGAAAACGGCAUUCCCAAGAUCCAGUGGAAUUCGAUUAUUUGCCACCGGAUUGCUUUCAGCCAGAUAUGGAUAAAAAACAGGCGAAAGUAUUCUUGGAAUUGGGUCGAACAAUUGGGCAGUACAUAAUUAACAGUAGUACAACAUCAGACACAAAAAUGUCGCUGUCCGUUUGGUUAGGCAAUGGCGUCAAACACUACCUCCUUUUUAAACGACAGGACAUGUACACCUUAGACCCGUCGCUCUCUGUCGACGAGCACUUUACCGACCUUCGCCAGUUAGUCAAAUAUUAUUACAAACACAAGUUGCCGAAAAGCGAUAACUAUUUAAAGUCUCCGUUUGGAUCAAAAUAAUUUAUAGGAGGAUAACAUAAGUAAUUGCUUGUAAAUCACCUUCAUACCGCCUGAGCGAGGGGCAACCUCGCAUAAUUCUCCAGCGUUUUUCCGGGUUUGGAAGAGCGAAAUUGAUCGUCGUAUGUGUAGUAGCAAGGCUACAAUAUUAUUUUUUCUCACAGUGGAACCUUGAGCCGCGUUAAAUAAUCUAGUAUCAAGGAAUAUCGUUCGUAGUAAAUUUAGUUAACCAAGCAUGCACAAUAUGUAAUUUCAUAAAUUCUAUAAUCGGGUGUCGUUUGCAUUCACCGAUCUUAAAAUUACUGGAUGGAUAGAUGACACCCAACUUUUUGAAUCGCUAAUAUUGAAGCUAAUAUUGAAGCCAAUCGCUAAUAUAAUCGCUAAUAUUUACUGUGAGUUGGCAAUUUCAAUCCUGUAAAUCUUUUACAAACUGAAGUGUAAGGUGCCUAAAUUAUCUAAAUUGUGUUUUGCCUACGUAGCUGGCUCGUACAAGACCAUCCAGUAGUUUUUAGAUCAGUGUUUGGGGUAGCCUUUGCGAAAUUGAGGCAAGAAAUUGGUGAUAGUAAUGUUGGCAAUACAUCGAGGGAGUAUGGGACCGAGGCGUGGUCACUGAGCUAUAUAAUAAUUUUAGGAUUAGUAUAUUGCUCAGUAGGGGGGGGGGAUGAACUGCUUGUCCCCAGCCCCGUGAUGCAUUGGCAAUUUCGCUAUUACCAGUCCUCUACCGCAACAUCGGAAUGGCGGCAGCCAACAGUUGAUCUUGGCACCCUCAAUAUUUUUAUAUAAAUCUUUGUAUAUUUUCUAUCAAAAAUCCGUUUUUUUCAAUCUAGUCUUGUAUACGCCACAUUUUGGCAACGCAUUGUGACAGAGUCAGUGGCGUAGGAAGCAGAAUUGUGUUUAUAGUCUUUCAAGAUGAAUAUAUAAAUAUCCCCACCAUUACCGUGCUUCCUUCGCCACUGGGCAGAAAAGAUAUGAAAAACAAACAUGUUUAACAGACAUGACUAGAUGCAUCAACUUGUACAGAAUACAACAGCGGUUUCUGUUUUGUAUGAGUUAUGCUAAUGUCGCAAAACCAAGACUAGCAUCUAAGUGAUCUCAAAGCGUGAAAAAGGACUGGGAAUAGUUGUCAAAUAGUAAUCUAUGUUGGUCUCCAGUUCUCUUGCUUACCAAACGAAGUUUAUUAUUACCACAUUUUCACGAGUCAAUUCAUUUGCAUAUAUUCUUUGCUAUGUAAAAUUAGGGAAAUCUUCUCCGUGUAAACUUGUCUUAAGGAUCACCAAGAAAGACUGACAAUGAAAACACGUGAACAAGGACAGCUAAACGAUUCCUAUUCCAUUGCUAGUCCCAGGCCUUUGAUCACCCGCAGAUCAUCAGAACCAAUAAUAAUUUAGAUAUAUUAUAGUGAACGAUACAUUUAAUGAUUACCCAUGGUACGGUUAGGAUGGAUAUGAUUCCAGUAUGUUUAUAGAAUAACAGGCUAAAUUCAAAGUUGACGCAGAAUCAAAUGCAUUUGCACUCAUCAAAGUGCCCAUGCAGCUGAAAUGCGUUUUUUACCAAAAUAAAGAAUAUCGUGAUUUGUAUUCGUGCGUGGUGUGUUUUGACAUUUUCCGAAAUGAUUUGCUUUGAAAAAAGUAAUUUGUAGUUAUCGCGGUAUUAUAAAAAUUCUUAUAUUAAAAAACAGCCCGAAUGUAGCCUUAAAAUUCAUAUGUAAUUCACUAUACUAAGGCGAACUACCAAUUCGCCAAAGCUUUCUUGACCAUUGAUAUGGACAAUUUAUUUUUGACGAUGUGAAAUAGCCUUGUUCUUUGUUUCCGUGUGACAAAUGUGUGUUGUUUGGAAAUCGAUCUUCACUGAUAGCAAAGAUAUUAGCUUCAUUAAACAUUGUUUUCCAAUUUGCCAUUUGCAAUGCUAAAAGCCCAUCUAUAACUAUAUAUAG
Messenger RNA from Dendronephthya gigantea, 3949 nucleotides. RefSeq names its product SH3 domain-binding protein 2-like. The record is from RefSeq and is a predicted model, not a curated record. The coding region runs from base 478 to 2019 and encodes 513 amino acids. The transcript has 17 exons. Gene Ontology annotation, biological process: signal transduction. Lineage: Eukaryota; Metazoa; Cnidaria; Anthozoa; Malacalcyonacea; Nephtheidae. Gene Ontology annotation, molecular function: SH3 domain binding.